Molecule: messenger RNA, 1707 nt
Organism: Schistocerca americana (American grasshopper)
Lineage: Eukaryota; Metazoa; Arthropoda; Insecta; Orthoptera; Acrididae
Product: myosin-11-like
Exons: 8
Coding region: 138-1349 (403 amino acids)
Source: RefSeq, a predicted model, not a curated record
CCUGCUUUCAUCUGCAAAUGUCCUGGCUUCUACUGUAGAUGACCUGGUUUCUGCUGUAGAUGAUGUAACCUCUACUGCAAGUGACCUGACUCAGCUGCUGUGGACCAUGACAUAUUUCUUUCUGCCACAAGAGGAGAAUGCAGUUAACAGGCGAGGUUGAAAUGCUUGAAGAACCUGAUGCUCUUAAUCUGGAGAGACAGUUGCGUGAGAUAUUACAUGAACUCCAGCUUAAACGUGGGCAAGUAGAAGAAGGUCGUGAAGCAUUGCACCAAGCAGUUUUAAUUCAGCAUGAGUUAGAGAGGGCACUGGAUUCAGAGAAGCGUAAUAAUGAGGAGAUGCAGGCACAACUUGAAAUAGCUAUGGCUGCCGCACACAGGUGGGAAGAAGAACGCAGCAGCCUCCAGCAGGCAGCAUCUCGUCACCGCCUACAGCUGGAGACUACAUUGCAAGAAAGAGAUGCGUUGCGUGACCAGGCCAGGGCAGUACAGUUAGAGAAUGUGAAGCUCCAACAUACUAUAGAUGAACAAGAUCGACAACUGAAGUGUCAGCUGGCAUAUCAAGAAAAUUGUGUUACUCGUCAGAAUAAGCUAACUGACUCAGUACGAGAAUUAAGAAGUCAAAUGCAGAAAUUAGAAGAAGACUACCACAGACUUCAAAGUUCUGUUGAGGCUACAAAGAAACUUAGCUCACAAGUACAGCUUUCUGCAGAACACAUUACCUUCUUGCAUGAAAAGGAGAAGAGCAAGACUGCAUCCCUUGAAAAAAAGAUUGUAGCCCUUGAAGCUGAGAUCCAGAAGCUCCAAAGUGAGAAGAACAUAAAUAAUGGGCUGCCAUAUACUGAUUUCCAAAAAACUGAAAUUGAACAGGUAUCAGCCCACGAGCUGCAGUCACAACUAUCAGCUGAGCGUGAUGGAAAUGCACAAUUGCAAGCUGCCUUAGAAGAUGCACUCAGAGCACAAGUUCAUUUCCAACAGCUGGAGGAAAAUGUGUCUCAGCAACUAAGCUGUGUUUCAUCAGAAUUAAGCAUGAAGGAAAAAUAUAUAUCACAACUUGAAUCUGAUAAAUCUUGUCUCUGUAAUGAAGUGGCAGCUAUAAAGAAAGAACUCAAACUAAUGGAAGAAGCUCUAAUGGACAAGGAUGCAUCUAAUAAGAAAACAGAUGCCAAGAACUCAGAAACUCAGACAGAUAUAGUCAUAGAAAGUGAGAAAGGUGUUAUGUUUCAAGGGGCAGAUGAAUCUUACAGUAAUAAAAUGGCUUUGACAAUUCCUGAAGAGCAGUCAGUACAAACAGAUGGUCAACAUCCUGGUGAGACAAAUGAGAAAAGUAAUCUUUCCACUUCUAAUGACUGAAACAAAGUUUUUGUUUAUGUAAUUUUGAUCUUCAGCAGACUGAACAGAGUAGUGUUAUGUGUGUUACAGACUUUACAGGGAACACUGCAUAAAACACAAACAUUGAGUUGUUAAACACAUAUUGCAUACACUAUAAAACUAGAAAAAAAUCUUCUCAGUAUCUAUGAGACUGCUGGACAGUGUGUGUGAAGCCAAAAUUACAUCAGUGUCAUAAACUGAUCAGAAGAUUCUAUAACUAUAAUCUCUGGAGGUUGGAACUAUUUUACUUCAUUAUGUGUAGCCAGAGAGAAUGGAUGAAAAUUCCAGGUUGGAGCUGCAGAGAUAACUGAUUAUAAAACAUAAUGUACAGUGUUAGUGU